Crotalus tigris (Tiger rattlesnake) is the source of this 2582-nucleotide messenger RNA. RefSeq names its product olfactory receptor 5V1-like. The transcript has 2 exons. Bases 974 to 1906 code for a protein of 310 amino acids. The record is from RefSeq and is a predicted model, not a curated record. NCBI's taxonomy places the organism in Eukaryota, Metazoa, Chordata, Lepidosauria, Squamata, Viperidae. Gene Ontology annotation, molecular function: G protein-coupled receptor activity; olfactory receptor activity. Gene Ontology annotation, biological process: G protein-coupled receptor signaling pathway. Gene Ontology annotation, cellular component: membrane.
UGGUAUAUGGCACCAUUUGUCCCAGAGGAAACUUGACAUUAAAAACAUCAAAGAUAUAUAUGCAUAUCAAAUGAGCAGUCACAGAUCUUUGGCAAUCAAGAAGAGAUGCAGCACUUUAAAAUUAUAAAAUCUUUACAGAUUAUCAAUUUGACCUCAGUGUAGAUUGCUUGCCAGGAGUUUCUAGAAGAAUAGGAACAAUUUCCUGACCGUACAUGGAAAAAGUGACCAGCAACCCUAAAAUCUUUCCUCCAAUAACAUUGUAUUGUUGUGGUCUUUAGUGGUCAAAAUAAAUAAAUUUUGAAACUGCAUUGCUGAAAAAUAUAUAUCCAAAAAAUCUGUAUAUGUUGAAAUUUCAUGUGCAUAUUGCUGUUCAAAUGAUUAAUCAGCUUUGACAAACUUUUAUCAAGUGUUUUCAGUUCUGAAUUCCAAUCUCCACUUGCCUUAUCCUGCACAUAAACAUUCCUAAUUGCAUCAUAUUCAUAAUAUCUGGUAGUUUUGAUGCAAAUUCUACAUUGAUUAUUAUCCUAGUCUGCUACUUCCAUUUCAGCUCAGCUAUCCUGAAGUUGAACUCAGCAGAUACAAAGGGGAAAAUUUUUCCUAUUUGCAGUUCUCACCUUAUAGUUGUGGAUUUAUGUUACGACACUCCCUAGUUUACAUAUAUCAGCCUCCUCAGUUAUUGUGGAUGAAUACUUCUCUAUUUUUUCUCUCACAGAUCCCAACUAAUACACAUUUUGAAAGUAAUGCAAUUUCAAAAAAAAGUAUCUUAAGGAUAAAUGAGUAUUUUUGUCUCUCCCUUUUGUAUAUGUCUGAAAAUAGAGAAUGUGUUGCCCCUCAUAUACUGUGUUAAAGUUUCUCUCAUAUUUUUCCCCUGAUAUUCUUUCCCCACCCAUCUAAUUGUGCAAUGCAUUGUAUUAUGUAAUGGAAAUGUUAUUUUCUCUUCUUGUUUUGAAGUUUCUACAGUGUGUGAAAGGAAAUGGAAAAUCAGAACACCACAGUCACUUUUUUUGUCCUUUUGGGAUUUUCAUACAUUUAUCCAGUCAAUAUUUUCCUUUUCUUGGCAUUUUUCCUGAUGUAUGCUUUGACUUUAUUGGGAAAUGUUAUGAUUAUGGUAGUAACAAAUUAUCUCCCCAACCCCAUGUAUUUUUUUCUAGCUCAUCUGGCUUUUCUUGACAUGUGUUUAUCUUCUGUUAUUGUGCCCAAGCUGCUGGUGAUUUUCUGGGCAAAAAAGAAUAUUUCAUAUUCUGACUGCUUUAUUCAGAUAUUCAUUGUCUUUCUUACAGGAGGCACUGAAGAUUGUGUCCUUGCUGCAAUGGCUUAUGACCGAUAUGCUGCCAUUUGCAAGCCCCUCCAUUAUAUACAAAUUAUGAAUAAAUCAUUUUGUAAGUGGCUGGUGGGUGGAGCAUGGGCAGUUGGCUUCUUAUGUGCUUUUGUAAAUAUAUUACCUAUUUUGAAGCUAGAUUUCUGUGGACCAAAUUUUAUCAAGGAUUUCAGCUGUGAAUUUCCAUCUGUACUUGCAUUAUCCUGCACAGAAACAUCCUCCAAUUGGAUGGCAUUUCUGAUAUCAGGUAGUUUUGUUGCAAGUUUUUCAUUGAUUAUCAUUUUUGUCUCCUACAUUCAUAUCAUUUCAACUAUCCUCAAGUUGAAUUCAGAAGAAGCAAAAAGGAAAACUUUCUCUACCUGUAGUUCUCACCUUAUUGUUGUGGUUUUGUAUUAUGGCACAGCCUGCUUUAGAAACAUGAGGCCCAGCUCAGCCUCCUCACUUAUUGUGGAUGAAUUCUUUUCUAUUCAAUACAAGAUUUCAACACCAAUGCUGAACCCCUUUAUCUACAGCCUGAAAAAUAGAGAAGUGAAGGAAAUAAUAAAAAAACUAAUGGGCUAUAAACCCUUGAUCCCUUCUUCUUUGUAAACUGGUUUAAUGUUGGAUUAAUUGACCAUUCCGUGAGAAUUUAAUUGAGAAACAAAUGUAUUAUUUUGGAAAUGUAUUUAAAGACAUCUAGUUUGGCAUAUGUGGAAUAUAUUGGUUGAAUUCAAGACAAGGGAAAUUAAUUUGUAAAGUUUAGUAGGCUUACACUUAGUGAAAAAUAUUAAAUCAGACAAUAUGUAUUAGAAGAUAUUUUUCCCCUAAAACCUUGUCCCUAUAUCAACUUAUGAAGCAUAUACAUAAGUAGUAUACAACAGGGUUUCUCAGAAUCUGUAAUUGUAUGACAUCCUAAAGUAACAAAUGAAUUUGUGUGACCAUUCAUAAGAAUAGUGAUAUUGAUGAGGAUGAUCAUGAUAACUGGUAGGAGAACAAAACUUUUUACAUUUAUGUGCAGACUUUUGUGUGGGAAAUUUCUGUGCAACCUAAUAAAUAGUGAACAUAUGUUUCAAUGAAACUUUUAUUUAUUUACCUGCACUCAUAUUUUGUUUCUUCAUCUCCUCUUCACUCCAUUAAUCUGACACUGCUAUUAUGAAAUAUGCUACUAAAGCAUGCAAUAACUCCUAGGGAAGCCCACCGGCCUUUGAUGAUAGAAUAAGGAUUAUUUUGCUUUUUUACUGUGGUAGGCAUCACCUGCUAAGUUCAACUGUUUUUAAGGGGCAUG